UUGUUGUUGUUGUUAUUGUUGAAAAUAUGAUUACUUGAAGAUUAUAUGAAAGGAAAAUUGAAUUCAGGACUACGAAUAAUUACAAUGGAGUAUAGAUUUGGAAAUUGUAUCCAUCACAACAAAUGUUUAUUUAAUGAACUUAAUAUACAAAUUGGUUUUGAGGAAUCGAUUCAAAUGAGAAGAAAUGUCAAAGAAUUCGAAGUGAGAAGGAAGGACUCCCUUUCCAUUUUUCAUCCAUAUCUCGAAACAAUCUGCACCGGAAGUGUUGCCGAGGGAUUCCGACAUGGUCGGACUGAUCGUGAUUAUAUGAAGGUACUUAAGGAUAUUAACAUUAUUUAUUCGAAUUUGGAAAUAUUAUAUUCAAGAGGGGGUGAUAAUUCCGAUAAAAAGUUGACUCUUGUAAUUAGCCAUGAGUCUAAUUAUGCGAAGGAAGGCUAUGUUUUGCUUAAAUUUCAAAACAGCGGAGAGGAUACAUUUGAAGAGCAUGCUCAGUGCAUCCAAUCUGCCUUAGUUGGUACUUAUGUUUCUAGCCAUGGAUUUAAAAAAUGGUGGAUAAAGAGAACCAAAGAUCCGAAUACUAAUUUCUUUAUACACGGUCCAUGUAUUUCCGUGACUGGGGUGUCAUCUGAUCAUGACAUGGCAUUUUCACUGGAAUGUCCUUUUUGGCCUCCACAAGCAAAGGAAUGGGUCAAUAGACCAAGACUUUGGCCAUCAAAACAAAUAGUUAGAGAAAUAGAGUUAGACGGAUGUCACCUCGUCCCAUUAGGUCCAGUUAAAGACGUGGAGAACGAUUUGCUAUGGAGACUGUCGUUUAACAAAGCAGAAAAAAAGCUGAUGUUUGCGUUCAACCAAACACAAUUUUUAUGCUAUGGUCUCUUCAAAAUUGUUCUGAAAGAAUGUAUUGAAAAAAUAGACACCUACCCAGAAAAUUCACUCUGUUCAUAUUUUAUAAAAACUUUGAUGUUUUGGGUCAUUGAAGAGACGGCUCCAGAACUCUGGCGCCCACACAACAUAGUUGUUUGUUUUUUGAUGUGCAUGUUGCGUUUGACCCAUUGGAUAAAAAUCGAAAGAUGUCCCAAUUUUUUCAUUCCCGAGAGGAAUAUGUUUAAAUCGAAAGUUUACGGUCAAACAAAAAUGCAACUUAUAGAAACAUUGAAAAAUGUGUUUAAUAUGGGUUUGUGGAAUUGUUUUGCUAAAUGUGAGAAACGCAUUCAUAUUAUGACCCAUCAUAAAGAUACGACCAUUUCAUGUCUGAAGCCAUACUUUGUUGACCAGUCCUACUUGAGAGAAUUCAGAGUACUUUCUUCUUCUUUCCUAACAGAUGACUUGUGUCAAUUCAGCAAAAUGGAGAAUCCAAAUCUUGAGAAUUUAUCAGAACUUGAAACCGAAUUUGUCACUUGUCAGCGUUUAUCAUUGUUUCAGAGAGAGGCAUUAAAAGCUCUGACUCCUGAGAAACAAGUUGAUUAUUUCACUAGGGCAAAAGAGCUGGAUUUAACAAGAGGUCCAUUGAUGUUAGCCACGUGUUUAUACGGUGUUAAGAAAUACUCUCAAGUUAUUCAAAUAAUACAACAAAUUAAUACGAGGUUGAAAAAAUUUACAUUCUAUGCAGGUAUAAACAAUGCCGAAGUAGCUAAACUUCACGAGGUACUUCCUGAGUAUGCAUUUUCACCAACAGUUCAAAGAUCUUCUCUUCGGGAGAAGCGUGAGGGACUUUUGGCUAUGGAUAUUAUCAUCCGGAAAGAGAUCAUUUGGACUGAGAGAGAUGUCUUCACGAAGAGGCCCAAUAGGGAGAACACACCCAGCGAACUUCAAUUUGACAUUUUGUUUCAAAGAACAUCUUUGGUAAUUCAUCCUCUUGUAUACUUACAUUUUCUGAACUUUUUGUGUCAAAAACACCUUGAUCAAAACAACUAUGCCAAAAAGGCACUAACUGAUUUAGAAGACGUUGUUUUUGAAGUCUGCACACAUGAUGACUUACCGAUGGCUCAUCUCAUUCUUGGCAUAUCCUACGAGAAAGAGAGACGAUUUGAAGAGGCACUCUAUCACUAUAAAGAGUCUUAUGGAAGAAGAAGUUCUUAUACAUCAGCUAUAUGUAGAGCUUAUUUGAUACAGGAAUAUGCCCAGUUAUGCUGUCCAAAAUUUGAGCCUUUUCUUGAUUAA
Molecule: messenger RNA, 2160 nt
Organism: Saccostrea echinata
Lineage: Eukaryota; Metazoa; Mollusca; Bivalvia; Ostreida; Ostreidae
Exons: 1
Coding region: 46-2160 (704 amino acids)
Source: RefSeq, a predicted model, not a curated record